CAUCCCUUUUGAUAUGUCUCCUUCACCGAGCAAGAUCAGCCAGCGGACUCGGGUUACGUCCUGCAGCCUGGACUUCGUGCGGCCCGACUUACCCAGCAAGUGCACGUGGCACCACGGCGCUACCGUCGACGAUUCAGUGCACCAGCACCCCAAGAGGGCCAAAGAUCCCAAAAUCCUGCCAAACGUGUUGCAUGCCAUCGGGAACACGCCCAUGAUUCGCCUCAACAAAAUUCCUCAGGAGUUCGGAAUCAAGUGCGAGAUGUUGGCAAAGUGUGAAUUCUUCAAUGCGGGAGGCAGCGUGAAGGACCGCAUCGGGCUCAGGAUGAUAGAAGAGGCCGAGCGACAGGGGACCAUCAAGCCGGGGUACACCCUCAUAGAACCCACCUCCGGAAACACAGGCAUCGGGCUGGCCCUGGCGGCGGCCGUGAAGGGCUACCGGUGCACGAUCGUGAUGCCGGAGAAGAUGAGCACCGAGAAGGUGAACGUGCUGCGUGCACUGGGGGCGGAAAUAGUGCGCACACCCACCAGCGCACGCUUCGACGCACCGGAGUCGCACAUCAGCGUGGCGCAGAAGGUCAACCAGCAGAUACCCAACAGCAUCAUCCUGGACCAGUACCGUAACCCUGGCAACCCCCUGGCCCACUAUGACUACACGGCCGAAGAGAUCCUGGAGCAGUGCGAGGGCAGAGUGGACAUGAUCGUGAUGGGGGCAGGGACCGGGGGCACCAUCACCGGAAUAGGGCGCAAGAUCAAGGAGAGGUGCCCCAACUGCAAGAUUGUGGGCGUGGACCCCUACGGCUCCAUCCUUGCAGAACCAGAGGCCCUGAACGAGACAGAGACCUCCUUCUACGAAGUGGAGGGCAUCGGAUACGACUUUGUGCCCACUGUCCUAGACCGAACGAUAGUAGACAAGUGGAUCAAGACAAACGACAAGGAAUCCUUCCAGCUGGCUCGCAUGCUGAUCAAGAAAGAAGGGUUACUUUGUGGUGGCAGCAGCGGCAGUGCCCUGAGUGGCGCCCUGAGGGCAGCCAGGGAGCUGCGCGAGGGUCAGCGCUGUGUGGUGCUCCUCCCUGACGGGGUGAGGAACUACAUGACCAAGUUCCUGACAGACUCCUGGCUCACCGAGAGAGACUUCAUCGACAUACACCAGGAGAUGAGCGAGAAGCACUGGUGGUGGGACCUGAAGGUGUCCAGCCUCCAGCUGAGUGGGCCCCUCACCAUCCUGCCCCACAUGUCCUGCCAGGAUGCCAUCGACUGCAUGGUGAGGGAAGGAUUCGACCAGCUGCCCGUGGUCGACGACUCCGGAGUGAUCAAGGGCAUGGUGACCUUGGGCAACGUGAUGGCCAAGAUCAUGGCCGGCAAGGUGAUGUCCACUUCCCUGGUGUCUGACAUCCUCUACACGACCUUCCACAAGAUAACGCUGGAUACCACCCUGGGUCGUCUUUCGAGGAUCCUGGACAGGGGCCACUUCGCACUCGUGGUCCACAACCAGAGGCAGUUCGUGGACAAGGACCGCAUCGAGACGAAGCAGAUCGUGAUCGGGGUGGUGACCCGGAUGGACCUCAUCAGCUUCAUCACCAACGAGGACUCCCAGGCGCAGGUGGGGGGCAAGUCGGACGCCUCCUCCUCCCCCGCCCCCCUGCAGGACGGGAGCACGGACGACGAGGACGGCACCGCCCACUCCUGAGGUGCUUCGAUUGGCCGAGUCCGGUUCCCGAAGGCGGCCAUUUUUGCUUUUCGUCAGUCAUUGCCUCCCCUUGAACAUUUCGAUGACGAGUCAUCCUGAAAUGAAUACCUAUUAGAAUUACACCCUAACCAGUUUUUAUUUGGUGCGGUAUACAUACUAGCCAACUCUGCUUUUAACGGGAGACUUCCGUAUUUUGCUUCCAUCUCCCGAUUUCCCGUUUUUUUACCAUUUUCUCCCGUUUUUGCAAUUUUAUCAAUUAAUCAUCAAAAAGUUUGACUUUCUUUUCAAUAGAUGGCGCUCUUUACUAGUCGUCCACCAGGGGAAAAUAAUUUUUUUUUCGGAAGCUUUCCACAUUGCAUGUUCAACGAAGCACGUGCUUUGGCGAAAACGGCAGCCGAUUUCAAUCCUUUUGCAUCUUGAAACUAUUUCAAUUAUUUUGAAAGUUUGAAGGUAUUUUAACAUGUGCUACCCUAUACCUACUUAUUUUAUAUCGACUGGAAAGUGAAUUGAGGAUUUUCGGGACCUUUGCCCCUUUUGAAAUCAUGGGAUCGAGGUACGUUUACAACUAAGAUUUUUGCUUGCACAAGAUUUGUUCAUUUUACACUUUUUUUCGUUUUAAGUAGCACAUUCCUAUUCUUUGCCGAGAUAAUAUUAUGUAAAUACCAUUUUAUAAAGAUUUUCCUGCUUAAUAUGGAACUUUUAGACCAUGCUUGAUGUCAUUAAAAUUAAAAAUAUCGGCAAAAAGCAAUCUUUGGAAAUUUCAUGAAAAAAGUCUUCAUUUACAGUAGAAGACCGUUAUAGCGCCGACCUAUAUAACGCAAUUCUUUAUAAACCGCACAACUUUUCAGAAGUAAACAAUAGGUUUUGAAGCUUAAAAAAUCCCUGUGUUUUGCUUUUGCAAAAAUAAAAAUGGUUAGGCAAAUUAAAUUUUGAAAGUUUUUCCUUCUUAAUUCAAAGCUUUUAAAUUUAGAAUUAGUUGUCAUAAUAAACAGAAAAUACCAGAUGGCUCUUGAAAGUGCAGCUGUUAUUCAAACCAUGAAGCUAGCAGAAGUGCAGGAUUUUGAUUGUGAAACAUAUUUAUUUGUGAAUAACUAAUUGUAAUAUUGGUGCUUCAAUUCUCAUUGCAGAUAAAACUCAUUCUGAAGUGCUAAUAUAUAGAUAUAUUCUGAAUGUUAGUUUCAAAAUUUGUGAAAUGAUCUAUAUAACGCAAAAUCCUGUAUAACGCUUAAGCUGUGGUCCCAAGGUAACGGUCUUCUACUGUUUCUUUAAUUUUUCAAAGAACAGAAUGGCCGGGUUUUUGGAUUAAAAUAAUUCAAUUGUUGACUUGGAUCUCGAAUAGUACUGAAGCACAGAUGAACUGAUAGUGCGUCCAUGUCCAUUUUGAAAUACUUAUUGUACAUAUUGUAUAUUACACUGUACAGGAUGAUGUGUGGCAUUGCAAAGCAGUGCCCUCUCGCUGUGUAUUUAUUUAUGUUGUUGUAAGUUCAAUAAAAUAAUCUUGACAA
Uloborus diversus is the source of this 3192-nucleotide messenger RNA. Its product is annotated as cystathionine beta-synthase-like. Gene Ontology annotation, molecular function: cysteine synthase activity; cystathionine beta-synthase activity. Lineage: Eukaryota; Metazoa; Arthropoda; Arachnida; Araneae; Uloboridae. The record is from RefSeq and is a predicted model, not a curated record. Gene Ontology annotation, cellular component: cytoplasm.